AAGAAAAUUUUCUUACUUUUUCUUGAAGAAGAUGAAGCAAGCUAUACUCUCAUGGAGUCAUUGUCCUCCAUUUCUUCCCAAAUUAUCACCAAUCUCCAUUUUACCGAAAACCCAAAAAACCCUUUUAAGGGUUUAUGCAACUGUGGAGUCACCUGAAGAGAAUUUGCUAACAGCUAAAGAGAGAAGGCAAAUGAGAAAUGCGAGAAGAGAGAGUAAAACAGGUUACAGUUGGAGAGAAGAAGUAGAGGAAAAGCUUAUCAAGAAACCUAAGAAGCAAUACAAGUCCUGGACUGAAGAGCUUAAUCUUGAUAACCUUGCUAAAUUGGGUCCUCAAUGGUGGGUUGUUAGAGUUUCUAGAGUUAAUGGUCAUGAAACUGCUGAACGGAUGGCUCGUGCUCUUGCUAGGAACUUUCCUGAUAUUGAUUUUCAGGUAUACAUUCCAUCUAUACAAGUCAAAAGGAAAUUAAAAAAUGGAACACUUUCAAUUAAGCCAAAACCCCUUUUCCCAGGAUGUGUGUUUCUGAGAUGUGUACUGAACAAGGAAAUACAUGAUUUCAUUCGAGAAUGUACUGGAAUUGGAGGCUUUGUUGGAUCCAAGGUUGGAAAUACAAAACGGCAGAUCAACAAACCCAGACCUGUUGAUGAGGAUGACCUGGAGGCCAUAUUCAAACAAGCGAAGGAAGAGCAAGAGAAAGCUGAUCAAGCUUUUGAAGAAGAGGAACAAGGAGAAGGAGGUUUAGAUUCCAAGCUGACAAAAAACUCUAGUAUAGCUACCCUUGACGACAAAGUUGUGCCCAAAAAACGAGGAAGGCAAUCUAAAAAAGCUUCAGACCUGCUUGCAGUUGAUGCGUUGAGAGGAUCAGAUGAUAAAUCUUUAGUACCAGGGUCAACUAUCGAAGUUGUGUCCGGAGCCUUUGCUGGAUUUUCAGGGAUUCUCAAGAAGGUUGAUAGCAAGGCAGGAUUGGCAACUGUUGGAUUUUCUCUGUUUGGCAAGGAGACUCUAGCUGAUAUAGAUGUCAAAGAAAUUGUAGCAGAGGUUGGCUGACCUGUUUAGGCUGUGGAUACUUUUUUGUCUGAGAUGUUGGGCUGGUAGAUAAACUUGACAAGCUCAGAAGGGACUUUCUAUGGAAUGGAAAUGAGGAGGAUAAGGGUUUUCAUUUUGUGAAAUGGGAUGAUUUCGACUUGAUAAGAAUCAGGGGGUCUUGGUAUCAGAAAUCUGAAAUUACACAAUAGUUGUCUAUUGAUGAAGUAUUUAUGGAAGGAGGUGAUCAUGAAGAAAUAUGGACAGACAAGCCAAUGAUGCACUGAUGAAGUGGUCAACACUUAUAGUCUUAACAAACAUGUUGUCAUAAGGUGGGUGAUGGCACAAAAACUAUGUUCAGAAAGGAAUCCCGAAACGGGCAAGUGCCUUUGAUGACUAUUUUCCCGGAUUUAUUUUCCAUAUGCAGCAAUCCUGAAGCGCUUCGCCACUGCGUCAGACUCUUGGACUCCUCAAGGGUUGAAUAUAUAUAUGCUUCAAAAGGAACCUAAAUGACUGGAAAAUUGAUAGGGUGGUUGAUCUUUUGUAGGAAGUUGAUAAGUUGAGAGACACUUCCCAGCCCCAAAUGCAAUCAAGUAGAAACAUACCAAUGACGGGAGGUUCUCUAUUUAACAGUGUAUAAAUUGGAAGUUUUGGGGCAACCAGGAGACAGAACAGGUCCGUGGACAAAGGUAUAAAAAUGUCUUGUGCCAUCCAAAAUCAAGUGCUUCACUUGGUUAGUGACAGAACAGCCUGCUUCACUGUUAUGAGGCUGCAGAGACCAGCAGUCAUUUGUUUCUGCAUUGUAAAGUGAUAGUCCAUCGAUGGUCCCUUUUCUUCAGCCUCGCCGGUAACAAUUGGACAAUGUCAGAACGCACAUCAGAUCUUCUAAGCUGCUGGAUCAGGAGAGGAGUAGCAUGUCCCAGAAGAGAUGGUGUAGAGUAGUUCCAUCAUGUAUUUGGUGGACAGUGUGGAAUGAAAGAAAUGAGAGGUGUUUUGAGGAUAGAUUUAAUACUUUGCAGAAAAUUAAGUGGAAUUGUAUUGUAAAUUUUUAUUUUUGGUGUAAAAAAGCAAGUGUAGAGGAUACAAUCUUCUAGACUCUAUAAUUAGCCCUUGGUUCAUAGCUCUCUGUUGAUAACUUUUUGGA
This is a messenger RNA of Solanum pennellii, 2165 nucleotides long. RefSeq lists its product as uncharacterized. The transcript has 5 exons. Bases 32 to 1045 code for a protein of 337 amino acids. Gene Ontology annotation, biological process: DNA-templated transcription elongation; transcription elongation-coupled chromatin remodeling. The record is from RefSeq and is a predicted model, not a curated record. Lineage: Eukaryota; Viridiplantae; Streptophyta; Magnoliopsida; Solanales; Solanaceae.